GAAGCGUUUGUCUUGUCGCAGACAAGAACUCAAAGCUCUGACACGAGCAGCCAGUCUGUCUGGUCAUCCACGUAUCGCUGAUGAGGCUGUUGUAUCCGCAAGCGUCGGUUCACACACUGAGAAUCAUUUUCCUCACUUCGAAAUGCCAGACGAUGUGAUACAAUCUACUUGCAGAGUCAGUCCUGCGAGUGGUGCUGUCGCUAUGGGGUCAUCAGUGAGUCACUUCCAUGAAGUAGUGAGACCCGAUUCGCCUCCUACUGCAACCAUGCCACCUUCUUGUAGCAGUGACCCACACAAGACCAAUCACACUCCAUUGACAUCACAUCAACACAACACGACAGACUUACAGAGAACAGACAAUGCACAUGGUAACAGUGAAUUCAAAGGGGAACGCUUUCCUUUCUCGCAUCGGCUCAGAGACGGAUUUCAUAAAGUCUUUCAUUUGAAACGUUAUUGGCCAAAUCAAUUGGAAGCGAUUAAUGCUGCCAUGCUGAAAGAAGACUGUUUUGUUUUAAUGCCAACGGGUGGCGGCAAGAGUCUGUGCUAUCAGCUGCCAGCUUGUGUUAGUGAUGGUGCAGUUACAGUGGUGGUUUCUCCUCUUAAAUCACUUAUUCAAGAUCAAGUUCAGAGACUACAGACAUUGAAUAUAAAUGCUGCUCAUUUACUGGGAAGCACAUCACACUCUGAAGUGCAAGAGGUGUACAAAGAUCUCUCCAGACGCAAACCAACUCUUCGGUUACUCUAUGUUACACCAGAGAAGAUUAGUGCAAGCGGAAGGCUGUUGUCUGCACUAGACAGUCUAUAUCAGAGAGGUAAACUGGAUCGUUUUGUAAUCGAUGAGGCACAUUGUGUUAGCCAGUGGGGACAUGACUUCAGACCCGAUUAUAAGCGUCUUGGUACAUUGAGGGAAAAGUUUCAGUCGGUACCAUUGAUGGCGUUGACUGCAACAGCCACCAAGAGAGUUCGUGAGGACAUCAUUCAUCAACUGAAAAUGAGGAAUUCAAAGUGGUUUGUUCAAAGUUUCAAUCGAUCAAAUCUACAGUAUGAGAUUCGUCCAAAGAGGGCAAAGCGUACAAAGCAGGAUAUCGUCGACUUGAUCAGGAACAAAUUUUGCGGAAUGUCUGGAAUUGUCUAUUGCUUGUCUCGGAAUGAAUGUGAUCAAGUUGCGGCAGAGUUGCAGCGCGGGAAAAUUUCCGCUGCUGCUUACCACGCCGGGUUAAACGACAGCGACCGCACAGCUAUCCAGCAGCAAUGGCUGUGUGACGUGCACAAAGUGAUUUGUGCGACCAUUGCGUUUGGUAUGGGCAUCGACAAGGCUGAUGUUAGGUUCGUGAUUCAUUAUUCACUUCCAAAAUCUCUUGAGGGUUACUACCAGGAGACAGGGAGAGCAGGCAGAGACGGAGAAAUUGCGCACUGCAUAUUGUUUUAUGGUUAUUCGGAUGUAGCACGACUGAGGAAGCUGAUUGACUCGGAGUUUACCAACAGUGGUCGAACGUUUGCUCAAGAUGGAGAUCCUCGAUCGAUACAUCUAGCAAACUUGAAGGCUAUGGUUCAGUAUUGCGAGAACGUGUCGGAUUGUCGUCGAGCCCAGCAACUCUACUACCUCGGCGAGUCAGUCAGUAGGCGACUAUGCGACGCCAACCCCGAAACAGCAUGCGACAACUGUUCAUCCGGGGUCAAAUUCGACAGAAACGACAUGACCGAUCUAGCUCAAUGCGUUCUUCGAAGCGUGAGACAACUGACGUCAGGCAGGGGGUCCAACUUCACACUCAACUACGUCAUCGACGUCCUACGAGGCAGCAAACUGCAGAGGAUCUUGCAACUGGGACACGACAAGCUGGAAAUGUACGGCAAGGGUCCCAGCGGUCGUUCGGACGUCGAGCGGUUUGUUCAUAAGCUCGCGUUAGAUGGUUUUCUCAUGGAGGAGAUGCAUUUGGGAAUGCACGACAACAUCAUUGGGUACGUUCGCUUGGGUAAACGCGGUGACGCCCUACUCGAGGGUAAAGCACGCUUUUUAUUCGACGUGCCCGUUUCUGUCGCCACCAAUCGACCAUCGGCGAGGACUCCGAGCGUUCCGGUGUCUGGUAGAGCUCGACAACAACUCGAAAAGGACUGUCUGAAGUCACUCAGAGAGUGGCGCAGUGCGGUUGCGCGAAAGUUCAGUGCGACGUUUAAGCCUCACUGGAUUGUCGGCGACGACGCACUGGAGGAGAUGGCGACGACGUUUCCCGUGACGAUAGAAGCUCUCCGGAACAUCUCCGGUAUCGUGCCGACUUACUUGGAGCAUUACGGAGACGAAAUCGUUGCGCUAGUAAAGCAGUAUGCACCUGGGGGUGAUCCGCCUACAGAGGUGGAGGAAGUUGACGGGCAGUCGGGGAUCGAGUCGGGGUAUUGGGCUGAUCCGUGUUACGUUGGGGAGGGAAUGGAGACGGAUGAUAAUCGUAUGCGAACAACUGUCAGUCGAUUUAAACGUAAAUGGAAGAGAGGAAGCGGACCCGGACGAUCAGGGUAUGGCAGAGGACGGGGACGAGGGAAACAGACGACGGCAGGACGGGGGAAGAGUUGCGUGCGAAGUACAAGUCGCUCUGCUCCUUCUCUGCCGGUGAAUUCGACGUCUAGGUCAUCGAAUACGAAUGACUUUGCGAGGCCAGAACUACAGAACCGAUCGGUGCCCGUCUUCAAUAACGCCAAGGUUCCGUCCAGAUCGGCUAGUGGUGUACCUCUUGUUACUCCGGGACCAAAGAGAAGAAAGGUUGGAAACUAGAUAUAACUCUGUAAUUAAUGUGUAUAAAAAUUGAUUUUUACUCGAGUGCAUAGACUUGUAGGAUCGAUGGGUAUAGUAUAUGAUGUGAAUAAUAUUUUGAAGAAGUAAAGCAGGC
Corticium candelabrum is the source of this 2879-nucleotide messenger RNA. Its product is annotated as recQ-like DNA helicase BLM. Gene Ontology annotation, molecular function: ATP binding; nucleic acid binding; 3'-5' DNA helicase activity. Gene Ontology annotation, cellular component: nucleus; chromosome; cytoplasm. The record is from RefSeq and is a predicted model, not a curated record. NCBI's taxonomy places the organism in Eukaryota, Metazoa, Porifera, Homoscleromorpha, Homosclerophorida, Plakinidae. The coding region runs from base 143 to 2764 and encodes 873 amino acids. The transcript has 8 exons. Gene Ontology annotation, biological process: DNA replication; double-strand break repair via homologous recombination.